AUGGCAAACGAGGAUGCUACGUGGAUUCCUCUGCAGAAUGCCCAGACUCAGGACCUGGAGCGUAAUGACACUCAACACUUUCUGCGGAAUGAGACGGUGGAUUACUUCUCCUGGAGUGGCCUAACUGUCACCGUCAAGGACCGACAGACGAAACAGGCGAGGGAUCUCCUGAAUGAUAUAACCGGGGAUGUGCAAGCAGGUGAACUCGUGGCUCUAAUGGGCCCAUCUGGGUGUGGAAAGACCACACUACUCAAUCUACUGGCUCGUCGGCCUGCUGCACCUGGGAGCAAGGUGCUAGGAGGUAGCUAUGUGAACGGUGCCGAAGUGAACGCUCUUUCGUUUCGGCAAAUGACAUCGUAUGUUGAGCAGGAAGACGCGCUGAUUGGGUCUCUAACUGUACGGGAGACGCUCAAAUUUGCAGCAGAUUUGUCGCUUUCAACUUCUGCUGUUCCCAAGCGCGAGCGCAUGUCGCGCAUCCAGAGUCUCCUUGAAGCAUUCGGUAUCCAGAAACAGGCCAGUACCCUGGUAGGGACACCCAUUCGAAAGGGAAUCAGUGGUGGACAGAAGAGACGCGUCAGUGUCGCAAGCCAGCUGAUCACCCGCCCAAAUAUCCUGUUCCUGGAUGAGCCCACAAGUGGUCUCGAUUCGACAGCCAGCUUUGAGGUCAUGUCUUUUGCAAAGAAGAUUGCAAAGGCGAACAAUAUUAUCAUUAUCACAAGCAUCCACCAACCGUCAACAACAACUUUCCAGCUUUUUGACAAGCUUCUUCUCCUUUCUUCAGGACGAACAUGCUACUUUGGCCCUGUUAAAAAUGUGGACAACUACUUCAACCAGAUCGGUCAUUCAAUCCCUACAAGCAUGAACCCCGCCGAGUUCCUUCUUGAUAUUGUUAGUUCCGACUUUGACGAUGGUAGCGGUGGUGCGCCCGAACGGGUUCAGCGGAUCCAGAAAGCUUGGACGGAAUCCAACGAGGCAAGGGCUGUCAUGCGUUUAGUGUCUGAGCGCAUGGAAGAAUCUGGUAAAGGCAGGACAGACAUGUCGUCUGGGGAAGUGGCGCGACCGGGGCCAUUGAGGAUCACUGCAGUCCUGCUUCAUCGGGCGUUCAUCAAGAGUUACCGGGAUGUUGUCGCCUAUGGCAUUCGAAUUAUCAUGUAUCUUGGUAGGCGUAUUCCGUUCCAGGGUUCUCUUUGA
Molecule: messenger RNA, 1191 nt
Organism: Aspergillus melleus
Lineage: Eukaryota; Fungi; Ascomycota; Eurotiomycetes; Eurotiales; Aspergillaceae
Exons: 4
Coding region: 1-1191 (396 amino acids)
Molecular function (GO): ATP hydrolysis activity; ATP binding; ABC-type transporter activity
Source: RefSeq, a predicted model, not a curated record